Messenger RNA from Humulus lupulus (European hop), 567 nucleotides. RefSeq lists its product as uncharacterized. NCBI's taxonomy places the organism in Eukaryota, Viridiplantae, Streptophyta, Magnoliopsida, Rosales, Cannabaceae. Bases 1 to 567 code for a protein of 188 amino acids. The transcript is spliced from 2 exons. The record is from RefSeq and is a predicted model, not a curated record.
AUGGGAAAUCAGAAUAGAAAUGGUCUUAAUUUGAAUUCUUACAAUCAAACAUGGCGUCAACACCCUAAUUUCUCAUGGAGCAAUCAAGGGAAUGGUCCUAACACUACAUCUAUGCCUCGUAGGCCUACUUAUCCACCUGGUUUUUCUCAACAACAAAUCCCUAUGCCACAAGCAUCCCCACCUAGUCCAUUGGAGAAUAUGUUAAACGAUUAUAUGACAAAAAUUGAUGCAAUGAUUCAAAGUCAAGCAACAUCUAUGAGAAACUUGGAGAUUCAAAACAAGGUGCCUCCUAAAAUGAAAGAUCCAGGAAGUUUCACCAUUCCAUGUAAUAUUGGAGACUCUUAUUGUGAAUUGGCGUUGUAUGAUUUGGGUGCUAGCAUAAAAUUGAUGCCAAUGUCCGUGUUCAAGUGGUUAGGGAUUGGAGAGGUUAGACCUACAACAAUUACUCUUCAACUAGCUGAUAGAUCCCUUGCUCACCCUGACGGGAAAAUUAAAGAUGUGUUGGUAAGAGUUGACAAAUUCAUUUUCCCUGCUGACUUUAUUAUUCUGCACUAUGAGGCAAUAUAG